Rhinichthys klamathensis goyatoka is the source of this 4710-nucleotide messenger RNA. It is a transcript of the gene lrig1, whose product is annotated as leucine-rich repeats and immunoglobulin-like domains 1. Gene Ontology annotation, molecular function: protein binding. The transcript is spliced from 18 exons. The coding region runs from base 924 to 3977 and encodes 1017 amino acids. Lineage: Eukaryota; Metazoa; Chordata; Actinopteri; Cypriniformes; Leuciscidae. The record is from RefSeq and is a predicted model, not a curated record.
CGUCUAAAAAGAAAGUAAAGUCCGGGAGGGGGAAAACAAGCGGUGGAAGCGGUCAGAAGUGCGAACUGAAUUUGUGAAUUAUCGGAGUUUUCGGACCGUACAACGAGAUCAAGAUAAAAGCUUCCCAGCUCCUUUAACCGCGAGCAGGACUGCUGGAGAGAGAGAGAGUGAACGAACGAACGAACGAACGAGAGCAGCAAAGUUCACAACAGUCGGACGGAUUUACUGGAACGGUUACGUUUCAAACGUGGUUUAUUAUAAUUCAUUACAGUGAUCCAAAAUCCUGUAUUCGCAGUUCGGAAACUUUAUAUCAAAUCCGCGAAGAAGCGAGAGCCUCAAACUUUUUAAAGAGUGCGGUUUUCCCUGAGGAAAAGUUUUUUUUAAAGCGCCGAUGAUCCCAGAUUUUCUUUCAGCGCGCUCGUAUGGAGUUAAUGGACAUGAUCUACCAUGUUUUUACUUUUCAUAAUAAUGAAUCACUUUGGAUCGAACCAUUAUAAGAACUUUUGAAACACUAUUGCCGAUUAAACUCCUCAAACUACAUUUGAUCCAGUGGAUCUCUCUUGCCAAAACAAAGCGCCUGUCUAUCUCCCAUCCAGACCCACUUUUCAACCUUUUAAGGACAACUGCAUUUAGUUUUGGCUUCUGGACAAGUUUCUUCUAUUGCCUCGUCGUGAUUCACCUUUGAUUUAACGUUACUUACGUGGUGCAGCAGGGGAGAUAAAAUUUUACUGGGGACCUUUUUCAAGUCCAGGACUGAUGCAUUGCCCAAAAACAACGCAGUAUAAUGUGAUAUUACCGUUGGGUAAACAAACAACUUAAUGAAGGCGAAUUACUCGAACUCUGAGAAACUCAAUAAGCCCGAGCUGUCCGUUUGUGGAUGAGAGAGAGAUCAGUGGUUAAGCGCUGAGACAACUGGAUACAAAAUGGCGGCGUGGCUGGGACAGAUGGGAUCACUUUCAUAUCAUGUGUUUUAUUGGCUUUUGACACUGGAACUGCUAAUCAAUUAUGGCGCACCGUGUCCUCAAAACUGUACGUGUACGCUUGAUACGACCGACUGCAGUCGUUUGGACAUGACCGAUGUCCCUCAAGACUUGCCUAAGAGCACUGUGCAUCUAAAUCUGAGCCACAACAAGCUGACAGCAGUCGAUAUGGACAUCCUCUCCAAUCUGCCCAACCUGAGAGAAGUGAGGCUUGACCACAAUGAGCUGACAUCCAUCCCUUCAUUUGGAGACGCAGCAGCAACAGUCGUUACACUGUUCUUGCACCAUAAUAAAAUCCGCAGACUGGAGGGGAGCCUGCUGCAGAACUUCUCUGCUCUGGAGACGCUAGAUCUGAGUAAUAAUGACAUCACAGAGCUGAGAGAGCACUGCUUCCCUCCGGGGUUACAAAUCAAGGACCUGCACCUGAGCAGUAAUAGGAUUGUUCAUCUGGAGUUCGGGGCGCUUAAGAACCUCGCCGGGAGUCUGCAGAUCCUCAGACUUAGCCGGAACCGACUGACCCACCUUCCUGUUAAAGGCCUGGAGCUGCCCAAGCUUACACAACUGGAGCUAAGCAGGAACAGGUUGCGGUUGAUCGAGGGACUCACCUUCCAAGGUUUGAGCAGUUUAGAAGUUCUCAAGCUUCAGAGAAACAACAUCAGCAAGCUGACGGAUGGGGCGUUCUGGGGCCUGGCCCGGAUGAGGGUUCUGCACCUGGACUAUAACAAUCUGCGGGAGGUGAACAGCGGCUCUCUGUACGGUCUGGAGUCGCUCCUGCAGCUCUACCUCUCCAACAACUCUAUCUCUUACUUUAACCCUGAGGGCUGGGGCUUCUGUGAGAGACUCCGAGAACUGAACCUGUCCUAUAAUAACCUGACGAAGCUGUCUGAGGGUAGUUUUGCCAAGCUGGUGAAUUUGAUCUCGCUGCGUUUGGGACACAAUUCCAUCAUUCACAUCACGGAGGGAGCGUUCAGAGGCCUUAGUUCCCUGCGUACGCUGGAGUUGGAUCACAAUGACAUCUCUGGCACUAUUGAGGACACCAAUGGGGCCUUCACUGGCCUCGAAAACCUCAACAAGCUAACUCUGUUUGGAAACAAGAUCAAGUCGGUGGCCAAGAAAGCCUUCUCGGGCCUGGAGGCUCUGGAGCACCUGAACUUGGGGGAAAAUGCCAUCCGCUCCAUCCAACCCGAGGCAUUCAGCAAGAUGAAGAACCUGCGUUACCUUCAUAUUCAGAGUGAUAGUUUUCUGUGCGACUGCCAGCUGGACUGGUUUCCGGAGUGGCUGGUGACACGAGGGCUGCAGCCGGGCGUUCAGGCCACAUGUGCCCACCCAGAGAACUUAAAGGGCACCAGCAUCUACCAGGCUCCACCACAGAGCUUUGUUUGUCACGAUCUUCCCAAACCCAAGAUCACAGUCCACCCUGUCACCACGGCAGCAGUAUUGGGCAAAGACGUGCGUCUGACCUGCACGGCUGCCAGCAGUAGCAGCUCACCCAUGACCUUCACCUGGCGCAAGGACCAGGAGACGCUACGCCAAGCUGAGGUGGAGAACUUCGCCCAUGUGCGGGCCAGUGACGGAGGGGUGAUGGAGUACACCACUAUCCUCCACCUCCGGCACGUCACCUUCAACCAUGAGGGCCGCUACCAGUGCAUCAUCAGUAACCACUUCGGCUCUUCCUACUCUAACAAGGCCCGCGUCACCGUAAACGUGCUGCCUUCAUUCGUCAAGACCCCACGCGACAUCACGAUCCGCACGGGGACGAAGGCGCGGUUGGAGUGCGCGGCCGAAGGGCAUCCGACUCCCCAGGUGGCGUGGCAGAAAGAUGGUGGUACGGAUUUCCCUGCCGCCCGAGAGCGCCGCAUGCGUGUGAUGCCUGAUGAUGAUGUCUUCUUCAUCAUGGACGUGAAGCCUGAGGAUAUGGGCGUGUACAGCUGCACGGCCAAAAACACGGCGGGCAUGAUCUCCGCCAAUGUCACUCUGACAGUGCUAGAGACCCCUCAUCUGGCACAGGAAAUGGAGGAUAGAAAUGUGGUGGUGGGCGAAACUGUUGCAUUGCAGUGCAAGGCUUUAGGCAGCCCACCUCCUCGCAUCACCUGGCUAAAGGGGGAGGAGCCUCUUCGUCCCAGCGACCGUCACCACUUCACUCCAGGGAAUCAGCUCUUGGUGAUCGGCACCACCACCUUUGAGGAUGCAGGACGCUACACGUGUGUCAUGUCCAACACCCUCGGCACAGAGCGAGCUCACUGCCAGCUCAGUGUUUACCAGCGAUACGAGGACUGCGCACCUUUUACAAGUCCCAGCACUGUUACUGUUGGAAUCAUUGUCAUAGCUGUGGUGACCAGUAUUGUGGUGACAUCACUAGUUUGGGUGUGUAUUAUCUACCAGACGAGGAAGAAGAGCGAGGAGUGCAGUGUAAACACAGACGAGACAAUUGUCCCUCCUGAUGUCCCCAGUUACCUGUCCUCUCAGGGCACUUUAUCAGAGAGACAGGAUGUGUGUAUACGAGUGGAGUCCAAUGGCGGAUCUCAACCCAACGGACACAUAGAAAACAAUGGCUAUGAUGUGUGUACAGACUGCCUGGAAAACGGUACAAGUUACUCCAAACACUGCAACUACCUCCCUCAUGGGAUAGCGCCCCCUUCAGGCCUGGAGUAUCAGCAGACACACCAGACAUCAUUCACCACCCACAACACUGAACCACACUGCAAUGGCACACCCAACGGGGUCAGGAAAGAGUGUCAAACUCCCAUCUUUCCCACCAACCACGACAGGGUGACAACAUCGCCCUCAUCGCACCAGUUCGACCGAAAAGGACUGUUGGUGAAUCGGUCAGACACACCUCCCUCACUUGAAGAGACCUACCAUCGGCCAGUAAAGCUCCUGUCUGGGGACUGUGACAUUGGGUCUGAGCUUACACAGACUCUAUUACCCAACGGACACGCAUAUACGCCUGAUGCCACCCUAAGCGAGACUGAAUCCUUCGGGCGGGCCAGUGACUAACAGCGCACCAUCACUCUUUUUUUUUUAUUCUUUUGCACUGAGAACUGCUACCUCACACUGAGGGGCACAGACAAAGCUGCCCCCGUCUAUCUGAAUGCAGAAUAGGGGCGUCCGGAGUUUGAAGGCGAAGCUUGAGUGGGACGAUGGUGUCCCGUGCGAGCGUUAAUGAUGUAUAUAUAUAUAUAAUCCUCCUCAGGGAGGCUUUGUUCACACUUCAGAAAUGUGGCUUGCAUUUGACGCAUGCAAAAUGUAUGACAGAGUGCUAUAACGUUGGGCUUUGAGCUGUACAUAAGAGUUUUCAUAUAUAUGAAUGUAUGUAUUCUAGAACUUUUACAAAAGAGUGUUUAACUCUAUUCGCUGCAUGGUGAGAUCAGAGUGGUUAUUUUAUUUCUAUUUCUUUACAGAUCUCUCCUGCUUUUCCCAGUUUUAUAAGCAGUGCCUUAUUGCAAGAUCAAAAUCCACAUGUUUUGUUGGGAGAUGUCUGUAUAUUUUUCCUUUCACAAAUGGGAAUUUUGUCAUGCACUUGAAGUUUAAAUAACCCAAUGAUCAUAAUAGGCUGUCUUAAAGGAAUAUUCUAGGUUAAUAAGAUACAGGGUUCCCAUGGUCAGAAAACCUGGAAAUAUCAGGGACUUUCUUUUCUUUUCUUUUUGAUGCCUAGACAAGUAAUUGAAUUUUUACAAAAUCUUCAAAAUUCAUAGAAACGAUCAAAUGUUUUGGGGGUCUGUAAUAUUUU